This is a messenger RNA of Emericellopsis cladophorae, 1350 nucleotides long. RefSeq names its product Phosphatidylserine decarboxylase proenzyme-like protein. Gene Ontology annotation, molecular function: phosphatidylserine decarboxylase activity. Bases 1 to 1350 code for a protein of 449 amino acids. Lineage: Eukaryota; Fungi; Ascomycota; Sordariomycetes; Hypocreales; Bionectriaceae. Gene Ontology annotation, cellular component: mitochondrion. The transcript is spliced from 2 exons. The record is from RefSeq and is a predicted model, not a curated record. Gene Ontology annotation, biological process: phosphatidylethanolamine biosynthetic process.
AUGGAACCGGAUGGGACGGCAGAUCUGGCGUUGCCGCCUGGCGCCUGGCUGCCCGCAGACCACCGCAUCCACCAUGAAUACAUCCGACGCCAAACCGAGCACGUCCAAACACACCCCGCGGAGCCUCUGACGCCCGCCUUGCAAGCGUUCAAGGAGCUCAUCGAGAACAACACGCGGGUGUACAUGUACUUUCGGCAGAUGUUCGAGGAGAUCCCCAAGCAGCCAAUCUACCAGAUGGACGUGACCGGCAGCGCGCCGGCCGUCCGCGACUAUGAGACCCUGCUGCAGGUCCUCAACCGCAUCGUGGGCAAGGCGCCCGAGUGGACAGACGCAGAGGAGGCCGUCGGGGUCGUGGGCGUACCCAUGUGCGCCCUGUUCGACUACCCCAUGGGCACGCCCAGCGGCUACGCCGCAUUCCUGGACCCGGAUGUCAACAAGGCGCUGAGGCGGGUGCUCAAUGAAUGGGGCAAGUUCCUCCAGACGCCCGCCUCGGCCGAGGUCCUCAAGGCGGGCCCCGGUGGGUGGUUUGGCCAGACAGGACUCAGCGAUCUCAUGGAGGUGGCCAACAAGCCGCUCGGCACGUCGCACAGGUUCGAGGACAUGUACCAGUGCGACCCCUCGGCCAAGCACUACGGCUUCCAGAGCUGGGACGACUUCUUCACGCGCAAGCUGCGGCCGGACGCGCGCCCCGUGGCAUCGCCCGACGACGAUUCGGUGGUGGCCAACGCGUGCGAGAGCAAGGUCUUCAACAUCUCCUACAAGGCGCAGCUGCGGGACCGCUUCUACGCCAAGGGCCAGCCGUACUCCCUGCUGGACAUGCUGGCGCACGACCCGCUGACGGAGCACUUUGCCGACGCCACGGUGUACCAGGCCUUCCUGUCCGCGCUGAGCUACCACCGCUGGCACGCGCCCGUCUCUGGCAUGAUCAAGCGGGCCUUUGUGCAGGAGGGCACGUACUUUUCCGAGCCGCUGUUUGAGGGCGUCGGCGCGCCGGGCAGCGACAAGAUUGACAAGCGCGGCAUCGGCCUCGCACAGGGGUACCUGUCCAGCCUGGCGACGCGGGCCGUCAUCUUCAUCGAGGCGGACAACAAGGACAUUGGGCUCAUGGCGGGUGUUUUUAUUGGUAUGGAUGAGGUGAGCACGUGUGACAUUACGGUGCAGGAGGGCCAGCACAUUAAGAAAGGCAACGAGCUGGGCAUGUUCCAUUUUGGCGGCAGUUCGCACUGUCUCGUGUUCCGGAGCGGCGUCGAGCUGGAGGGCUUUCCUGAGCUGGGGCGGGAGGAGAAUGUGCCCGUCCGGGGGAAGCUGGCCGUGGCGAAGGCAAAGGCAAGGACACAAGUAGGGACUUGA